Dothidotthia symphoricarpi CBS 119687 is the source of this 1161-nucleotide messenger RNA. RefSeq lists its product as uncharacterized. The transcript has 5 exons. Bases 1 to 1161 code for a protein of 386 amino acids. The record is from RefSeq and is a predicted model, not a curated record. Lineage: Eukaryota; Fungi; Ascomycota; Dothideomycetes; Pleosporales; Dothidotthiaceae.
AUGUCGUCACGACAACCUCAAUUUCUUGCCUGGACGGCUACGACGUAUCUGCUCGCGCUGAUAGCUUUCAUUCUUCGUUUCGCGGCGCGACGCUUGAAACCUCGCCCACUUGUACUGGACGAUUACCUCGCAUGCGCUGCCUUCAUAUGUGCGACUGGGUUUACGGCUGUCAAUUGGGCUAAACUAUCCCUUGGAAUUGGCAAGCGCUUCGACGACAUUCACAUCCCAAACAAACAAGACCGUGUCCACCAUGACUAUGCGCUUACGCUCUUCAUCGACUCGUGGUUCUACACCUCCGCGAUCUCGCUCUCGAAAUGCGCCAUCCUAGCGCUGUACUGGCGAUUGUUCAGUGGAAAGCCCAUAGUUCGUACGCCGGCCAGGGUCGCGAUUUUGGUGCUCAGUGUCUGCGUUCUUCUGUGGACUACGGCUCGACUUAUUGUUCUGCCUAUACAGGGUAUCCUUACUCCGAAUGCGCGCACCGGACGAUCGUCUCCAUUCGACACGAAUGUCAUCCUCUUCGCGACGUCAACGCCGCAUCUUCUGAUAGAAGUCGCGCUUCUCCUCAUACCUUUGCUUCACAUACGCAAGCUUUGGCUUCCCAUGUCAUCGAAGAUUGCCAUCCUGUUAAUGAUGUCUUCGGGUUUGAUAGUCUGCGUCGUCGCGAUCAUCCAGAUCAUCUAUGCCUACCACCUGGACACAAAAACCGACGAGAUUUGGUGGGAGUGCUCUCAGCAGCUCAUGCUAGCCGUGAUGGAAGUCAACCUCGCUCAUUUCUCAACCUCUCUACCCCUACUAGGCCCGUUCCGCGACAAGGUGAUCCGGCGCUUCAAGGGCACUCAACACAAGAUGGGAUCUCCCCUCAGUCCUCCAAAAUCUCCUCUGCUACCCUGCAACACAUCAAGUCACUGCUCUAGCCAAGCCGAUACACUACCCGGACUGCAGUGCGCGACUUCCGAUAUCAAGGAUACGAAGAUGAAGAUCCUGGUCCGUACAACCACCUACACGGUCGUCAGCCGCCAGAGCGAGACCAACCUGCGGAACGACGAACUGGCUGUACAGGCUUCGAGCGAUCCCCACGGCCGCCCAGGAGACUGUGUUGUGGGUUCAUUCGCACGAGCCAGCGCUUCACGAGUAUCUUCCCCGAUUGGCGAUCGCGUGUGA